GCUCAUAUUCCAACUGAAUAAAACCUUGAGCCAAAGCAAUAUUACCUUACAUCUUAGAAAAGGCACAUAGAACACCGGUACAAUAGCAACCAUCACAGAAGUGUUAUGAAUAAUCAAAACAUCAUCGAUUCAAACACUGGAAAUGACAUUGAUUCAAUGCUACUAGUACUAAGCUGAAAUAGCAAUAAUUCUUAUAAUUUUUGAUAUUUCAACAAAAAAAUGGUCACUAUUAGGGAAAUAAAUAUUUUCCUUUGCAAGCAUCCUGAGAACUUUUGAGACACUCCCUUCCUAGACACUACUCGUCUUUCACCUGUAUAUUGUAGUAGGUCCUUCCGACAAAAGUAACAAUGCCUGAGUACAAGUUGACCUAUUUCAACGUCCGUGGUCGAGCUGAGCUUAUAAGGUUGCUGUUUGCCGCCGGUGAAAUCGCUUAUGAAGAUGUUAGGAUUGAAUGGGACAAGUGGCCAGAACUCAAGCCAAACACACCAAUGGGACAGAUACCUACACUGGAAGUUGACGGCCAGGUCAUCUGUCAAUCUAUGGCUAUAGCUCGCUUUGUUGCCGGGAAAGCCGGUUUGCUAGGGAAGACCAACAUGGACCAGGCUCGGGCAGACAUGCUGUUAGAUGGAGGUAUGGAUGUGGGGAAACUGUUCACUGACAUGGUGAUGGAGAAAGAUGCAAGCAAAAAGGCAGAAAAGAAGAAAGAGUUCGGUGAGAAACAUCUGCCCCCGUUUCUCGCUCUCUAUGAGGGUUUCGCGGGCGACAAUGGGCACUUCGUUGGAGACUCGUUGACCUGGUCCGACAUCGGGUUCUUCAACAUGAUGGACUUCAUCACGGCUGAGUAUCCUGGCGCUCUGGACGGGUACUGCAAGCUGAACAAAGUCAUUGACAACGUCAAGAGCAACCCUGGCGUGACGAAAUGGCUCAAGGAGCGUCCUGUGACGGACCGUUGAAAUAUCAAGAUAUGACACACGAUCGAAAUCCCUUUACUUAAAUAUUUG
Messenger RNA from Branchiostoma floridae (Florida lancelet), 1001 nucleotides. RefSeq names its product hematopoietic prostaglandin D synthase-like. The record is from RefSeq and is a predicted model, not a curated record. Gene Ontology annotation, biological process: glutathione metabolic process. The coding region runs from base 348 to 953 and encodes 201 amino acids. Gene Ontology annotation, molecular function: glutathione transferase activity. Lineage: Eukaryota; Metazoa; Chordata; Leptocardii; Amphioxiformes; Branchiostomatidae. The transcript is spliced from 5 exons.